This is a messenger RNA of Saccostrea echinata, 1496 nucleotides long. RefSeq lists its product as uncharacterized. The record is from RefSeq and is a predicted model, not a curated record. The transcript has 2 exons. Gene Ontology annotation, biological process: regulation of transcription by RNA polymerase II. Gene Ontology annotation, cellular component: transcription regulator complex; nucleus. NCBI's taxonomy places the organism in Eukaryota, Metazoa, Mollusca, Bivalvia, Ostreida, Ostreidae. The coding region runs from base 378 to 1457 and encodes 359 amino acids.
CCCUUUCACAAUUGGUGCACGAGCAGUAGCGACAAAAUAUUCAUGCGACCAAAAAAUUUUGAGUUGGAUCGUAUACUGUUGCUGAAAUAAUCGCAUAUGAAAAAGUAUUCGUACGAAAUUCGCACGAUCUAAAGCGACCGUUAUGCAUUAAAUCUUGCGAUAUAUCUUGCGUCUAUAUGCAAGUGUUGUACAAUGAAAGCGAGUGUUGUAAGAUAAUGCGAAAGGAUCGCGCAAGCAAUCAGGUGAUCGGACGACUGAACGUGGGCCAAUGCGAUUGGACGUAAGGCGCUCGUGCAAUCAAGCGUUCCAUGGUACAAAUGCUCGCGCGAGUCAUAGAGGGGUAUAUAUACCACCCGUUUCCGACCCUCGUCAGUUGAAUGCAAGAGAUGCCGCCCAAGAAGAUGACAAAGGCUACAGGUAAAGCCAAGAUGAACCGUAGAAAGAAGGCCCAAGAGGAGGAGGCCCAGGACCUGCCGCAGCAGCCGAGCCCUGUUCAUGAUCCGCCUGAGCCUGCCGACGAGGGGGAAGAGCCACCAGACCAACCAGCUGAGCCUUUAGAGCCUGAUGGGUACAGUGAGGAUGAGGAUGAGCAAGAUCCUAGCAAACAGAAAUCCUUGGACCUGACUCCAGAGCAGGAACAAGAGCUGGCAGACUUUUAUCAAGAAAACCCCUGCUUCUAUGAUAAAAGUCGGAGUGACUUUAAAAACUCUAAGAAAAAGGAUCGCCUAAUUCAGGAAAAGGCAGCAGCUAUGAAUUUGACUGUGGCAGACAUCCGGCUCUGGUACAGAUCCCAGCGGACCAUCCUGGGCAAGGUCCAGAAAAAGAAGAGUGGCCAAAAAAGAUGCAACCUUACAGCCAGGCAGAAGUGGGUGGAAAGAAAUUUAGGCUUCCUGACAAGGCACAUAGUGCACCGACCACAGGGAUCCCAGCUCGGACAAGUACCAGCUGAUGAAGAGGAUGAGGAUAGUGAGCCCUCCUCCUCGGUUACACAGGCACCCACUAGGAAGAAGAAGAGGAAGAAGAAGGACUUGGAUACAGCAAUCAUUGACCUGCUGGAGAAGACUGACAGGCAGACGGUCGACCUGACGGCUAAGGUGGACGCAGCAAUGAGCCACAGCAGCGACGAGAAGCAGGCCUGGGUGGACUGGAUGUUGCAAGCCCUCCAACCCCUCCCUCGACACCUCUGGUGGGACUUCACGAAAGAGGCAUUCGCCCUCGUCAACAAGUACCAGGACAGGGCGGACAGUGAGCAGCAGGAGCACUUUGCACCGCAGCCCCUGCAACAGCCACAUAGACCAGCGACCCCUCAGAUGGUUCCGGUCAGACCAGCGUCAGUGCCCACCCAAUGGCCUCAAGACCUCACACAGAUACAGCCCCAGCCCCAGAUGUACCACCAUAUGUAUUCCCAGUCUUCAGACGUUUUGGCCGCCGCCGCCCGUGUCCUGAAUGAGUGGUAAGUGAAGUCCCAGCAGCAGCAGGAGAUUCCGAAUAUGUAU